UCUGUUUCUCCCUCCAUCUGCGCGUCAUCACGCUGCGCCUGACUUGAGUAUCAUUGGCGCCAAAGAAGACUGGAGAAGCGUUACUGUCCCGCAAUUUGUCAAAAAAUAAAGAAACGCUAUUGACACAUGCUUAGAAAUGGACAUCCGGAGGUUUUUUGCAUCCACCAAACCUGCAGCCCCCAAACCUUCAAAUGGAAGCACCAGCACGGAUGAAGAGCCGAAGAAGAAACAGAAAUCAAAAACCAAGGUCACAAGUCCCACAUCUGAUGAGAAACCCUCUGGAAAACGAAAGAAAAGAGUCAUAAUUGAUUCAGACUCUGAGGAUGAAAAGAAAAAGGAGAAGAAGACCAAGAAGGUCACUAAAGAGACUGAUGCCCCCACAGUGAAGAAACACCCAGUAACUUAUGUGUCUGAUUCUGAUUCGGAUGAUACGUUUAUGACUCUGAAAAAGAAGAAACCAAAAGAAAAUGGAACAGCUAAAGGCAAAAAAGAACCAGAUUCAGGAAAAGCAAAACAAGCGAAAGUCUCAUCCAGUAAAUCCCCGACCAAAUCCCCAAGCACGAUCUCAAAAGGAGGGGUGAAGAGCUCUCAGCCUACCAUCUCCCCAAAGACUGGACCAACGCCACCAAAACAAAUGCCCACUUCUGUAAUGGCCUUCUUUGGGAGCUCAAGUGUUCAGAGGUCAGACAAGAAAAUGGUGGCCAGUGCCAGCACUAAAAGGAAGGCACCCACGCAGGAAACUGAUGAGUCGCUCAGUGAUGAAGCCAUUGCGAAAGAACUUCAGAUGGAUGAAGACAUGGAGUUGGAAAAGCAGAUCCAUGAUGAUGAGGAAUUUGCAAGAACAUUAGCCAUGCUGGAUGAAGCUCCCCAACCGAAAAAGGCUCGGGUGGACACUGUCUCCCCCUCCAAGAGCAGCUCUCAGGCUACUGCCCCAGACACCAAACCCAAAAAGGACCCGUCCCCUAAAAAGAGUCCUGUAAAGGCCAGCUCCAAACUGGCUCAGAUGAAAAGGCGACAAGAAGAAGUGGAAGAGCAAAAGAAAAAAGACAAGGUUAAGAUUUCUCCUAAGAAAGAGCCAAUCUCACCAACUAGCUCAGAGCGGGCAGCUACACCCAAAACAGGAAGUGCUUCUGCAGGAAUGACAAAAUCAAGGAAUUUUUCCACACCUAAAAGUGACGGUGAACCCAGUAAAAUCUCACCAACAAAACCAGAGAAUACAAGUCCUGAGGACCUAGAGAAAAAACGGGCAAAUUCAUCAGCGUAUCGUAACUAUCUGAACAGAGAAGGACCACGAGCACUGGGGUCUAAAGAGAUACCACAGGGAGCAGAGAACUGCCUGGAGGGUUGUGUGUUUGUGUUGACCGGUGUGUUAGAGUCUAUGGAGAGGGAUGAUGCUAAGUCACUAAUAGAGCGAUAUGGCGGCAAAGUCACAGGAAACGUCAGCCGAAAAACCACUUACCUUGUUCUGGGACGAGACAGUGGAGCCUCCAAGACAGAGAAGGCGGAGAGUUUGGGCACUAAGAUCAUUAAUGAAGAUGAGUUGUUGGAACUCAUAAGAACAAAACCAGGCAAGAAGUCAAAAUACGAGAUUGCGGCAGAGGCAGAGAAUAAAUCCUCUAAAACAAGGACUCCAGUCUCUAAGGGCAAACCCACUACUCCAUCCAAGAAGGCCACACCACAAGGGCCCAGCCCCAACAAGAGAAUCCCUUCAGCAGGAAAGUCUAAGCCUGGCUCUGCUUCUAAAUCUCGAACACUUGGCGCCUCUCGUUCAGAGGUCAAAAAGAGUUUGAGCUUUGAUCAAUCCAAGAGCACAUCCCCUGUAUCCCACUCUACCCCUGAGAGUGAGGGUAGCAGCCUGUUGUGGGUGGAUAAGUACCGCCCCCGUAGUCUGAAGAACCUGAUUGGGCAGCAGGGGGAUCAGAGUUGUGCUAACAAGCUUCUGCGUUGGUUACAGAACUGGUAUAAACAUCACAGCGGCAACACAAAAGCACCAUUAGCCAAAUUUGGCAAGUUUGGGAGUAAAGAUGACGGUUCUGGAUUUAAGGCCGCAUUGCUUUCUGGGCCUCCUGGUGUUGGGAAGACAACUACUGCUGCUCUCGUCUGUGAGGAGUUGGGUUACAGCUACGUGGAGAUGAAUGCGAGCUGCACCCGCAGUAAGAACAGCUUAAAGGAAGUGAUUGCAGAAUCACUCAACAACACCAGCAUUAAGAACUUCUAUACUGGUGCAUCUCAGACAGUGAGCAGUAAACAUGUCCUCAUAAUGGACGAGGUGGACGGGAUGGCGGGAAAUGAAGACAGAGGAGGAAUACAGGAGAUGAUUGGUCUGAUAAAACAGUCAAAGAUUCCCAUUAUCUGCAUGUGUAAUGACCGCAAUCAUCAGAAGAUCCGCUCGCUGGCCAACUACUGCUACGACCUGCGGUUUCAGAGACCCCGCGUUGAGCAGAUCAAGGGGGCUAUGAUGUCUAUAGCUUUCAAAGAGGGUCUGAAGAUCCCACCCCCAGCACUUAAUGAAGUAAUUCUGGCGUCCAAUCAGGAUAUUCGGCAGAUACUGCAUAAUUUGAGCAUGUGGUCUGCUAAAGACAAAGUCAUGACCUAUGACCAGGCCAAAGCUGAUGCUAACAAUGCUAAGAAGGACAUGAAACUGGGUCCAUUUGAUGUGUGUCGGAAGGUGUUUGCUUCAGGAGAGGAAACCGCCCACAUGUCUUUGAUUGACAAAUCAGACCUUUUCUUCCAUGAUUACUCUUUAGCACCACUGUUUGUUCAAGAAAACUACCUGCAUGUCCGUCCAGCUGCUGCAGGGGGAAACCUGAAGAAUCAUUUGGUGUUGUUGAGUAAAACAGCAGACAGCAUUUGCGAUGGAGAUUUAGUGGACAAACAAAUCCGCUCCAGACAGACAUGGUCUCUUCUUCCCACACAGGCGAUUUAUGCAAGCGUGUUGCCGGGGGAACUGAUGCGGGGGUAUAUGAGUCAGUUUCCGACCUUUCCCAGCUGGUUGGGCAAGUUCUCAUCAGCUGGCAAACACAGCCGCAUCAUACAGGAGCUUGCUUCACACAUGAGCCUAAAAACGUUAAGUAGCAGGGAAGCAAUAAAUCUGGAUUACCUGCCGUAUUUGCGCUCAGCAAUAUUAGAGCCUCUUCAGUCGCAAGGUGCAGAGGGAGCCAGUCAGAGCGUGAAGCUCAUGGAUGAUUACAACAUCAUCAAAGAGGAUGUUGAUAACAUGAUGGAGAUCAGCACAUGGGGUGCACAGCCAGAUCCUUACUCUAAACUAGACUCCAAGGUGAAAGCUGCAUUUACAAGAGCCUACAAUAAGGAAUCCCAUCUUACGCCAUACUCCUUACAAGUGGUUAAGAAAAGCCGUAAAGGUGCUGUUGACCCUGAGCUUAUAGGAGAGCUUGAUGGUGAAUCCCAGGUCCAGGAAGAGGAAGAAGAUGAUGGGGUUACCGCAGAUGCAAUGAUCAAGCAGAAGAAAGCUAAACCAGCAAAAGACGUCAAACAAGAGAAACCAGGGGCUUCUGGGAAGGGGAAAGGCAGAGGUAAAGGAAAGGCCAUGAAGUGAGAUAAACACGAGCAUACGAGACAGAAACUCCUCCUCUCUCUCUCUCUCUGUCUGUUUUCACAAAGAUGUGAGUGGCUGAAUGACAUCAGCUCUAUAAACAGAACUUUUCUGUCUGUGAGUCAUACUUGUGCACUUCCUGAAAGCCAUCACUCAGCUUAAACUGCUUUCAGCAGAAUGGACACUGCAGGGACCAGGAGCUGGGGGUGGACCACACAUUUUCACAGAAGUUAUUAUAUAGUUCACAAUUCAUCAAGGGUAUCAGACUUAACACAUGCAUCAUACUGUUAACACGUGGCAUUGACGCUAUAUUCAUCUCAAAGGUAAACAGUAUUAAGGGCACUUAAUGUCACUGUAAUCGUGAAACCCUCAUGACAAAGUACACGAGUAUUUUAAUAUAUUAGCCUCAGUUGUUCACGAUUUAACACGCAUACAUCCUCUUCCAGACUUGGAUACCAACUGUACUUGCUGCAUGUCAGCUAGCAACCACACAUUGUGUAAAUAUGUAUCUGCCAUAUUAGCUUUUUUCCCUUUGUUACUUUGAAUACUUGCAGAUAAAUAUAUAUAAAUAAGCCCUUUCUUAGUGUUUUCUAUGGCAGUGAUUUUGGAUACAGAUUGAUAGUGUCUGAUAUUAGCCUGAAGAUUAUUCUGUAAAUGACUAAAUGUGUGAGAUUCAAGAAUUAAAACAAGAAUUAUGUCGUAGAGAUGUAUUGUGUUUGCUU
Molecule: messenger RNA, 4275 nt
Organism: Labeo rohita (rohu)
Lineage: Eukaryota; Metazoa; Chordata; Actinopteri; Cypriniformes; Cyprinidae
Gene: rfc1
Product: replication factor C (activator 1) 1
Exons: 24
Coding region: 137-3556 (1139 amino acids)
Biological process (GO): DNA repair; DNA replication
Cellular component (GO): DNA replication factor C complex; nucleus
Molecular function (GO): DNA clamp unloader activity; ATP binding; DNA clamp loader activity
Source: RefSeq, a predicted model, not a curated record